This is a messenger RNA of Polistes canadensis, 951 nucleotides long. It is a transcript of the gene mRpS26, whose product is annotated as probable 28S ribosomal protein S26, mitochondrial. Lineage: Eukaryota; Metazoa; Arthropoda; Insecta; Hymenoptera; Vespidae. Gene Ontology annotation, cellular component: mitochondrial small ribosomal subunit. The coding region runs from base 191 to 868 and encodes 225 amino acids. The record is from RefSeq and is a predicted model, not a curated record. The transcript is spliced from 3 exons.
AUGUACUGUAAAUGUAUCUAACUUGUAACCAAACGUUACUUCAUGGUUUGGAUAACAGUAUAGGUCUCUAACUUAUUCCUAACCUCAAAUAUGCGCACUAAAGAUCAGGCCUGCGUUUAACCAUUUUAAAUUUAAUAGGUGAACUAUUUAUUACUGAUAUAAAAUAAACUAAGAUAAUUUAUAUACAAACAUGUUGAGAGCAAAACAAAUAAGUGGUGUUUGUUCUCUAACAUUGGGCAAUCUUAUAAAGAGCGAAUAUUUUGUGCCAAAUGUAAUUUACAUGCAAUGCAUAAGAUGGAAAAGGAAACCGAUUUGGUUACCAACUGCGAAGAGCAAGAUGUUCAGAGUACCUAAAAGACCGCAAAUACCUAUAGAUGAAUAUUUAGAACUUAAAAGACUACAUAAUAAUUACAGAACAGCUAUGAAAUCGCUUAUGCAACAUUUUGAAAAAGAAUUUCUUAAGAAUCAAAUACAAUUUGAUGAAGCAAUUGUGAAUAAACAAGCGGAAGAAGAUUUCAUACAGUGUAAUUUAAUAAACGAUGAAUGGAACAAGAAAGUAGCCAAAAUAAGAGAAGCUAGAUUGGCGAAAUUAAAAGAAGAAAACAAAGAACUUAUAUUUAAAAAGUUAAUAGAAAAAGAGGAAAGAGAUUUAUUAAAGAUGCAAAAAAUAGAGGAGCAUGUUAAAAAACUUAAAGAAGAAGCAACAACUUUCAUAACUGCUGAAAAUGUAGAUAAAGCGAUCGAGGAAGCGUUAGCGAACAUUGUUAGUCAUGAGUUUGCUAUAGAUUUAAAGGGGAACAUAUAUAAAGGAAAAUACACCAGUGGUAAAGAAACAAAUGUAGAAAAUAAUAAAGUUGUGAGCUUAUAAAUAAAUAAAAAUGAGUUUUUUUAGAAGUAAUUUGCUUGCUUUUUAUCUUCGUGUAUUAAUAUUUAAAAUAAAUAUAUUUUGCU